Molecule: messenger RNA, 1011 nt
Organism: Pelagomonas calceolata
Lineage: Eukaryota; Pelagophyceae; Pelagomonadales; Pelagomonadaceae
Source: the annotation of a GenBank genome assembly
CAAGUCUUGCGGCGCAGUCGUCGCGCUGUGGGGCUGACAGAGACUGGAUAUUGCUUGAAGGGUCGCAGCUGUGCUGUGUUAUCAGUGGCAAAACAUCUUCUCUGCGAUCGCUGCAGCAUUUCUUGGCGGCAGAGCAGCAGAACUGCGACUGCAACUCUCCAAUAUUGCCCGCGCGACGCGAUAACGAUGGGCAAAACCAAGCUCAAGCUGGCCUCCAAGCUGGCAAAGAAACGUAAAAAGCUCAAAAAAGCGCCGCCGCCCCCGCCGCCGGACCCGUCGAGCAGCAGCAGCAGCGACGACAGCAGCAGCGACGCGAGCAGCAACAGCGACACCAGCAGCGCCGGCGACGCCGCCGCGGGACGCGUCGACGAAAGGACGCCGGCGUCGAGCAGCAGCGACGACGACGACAGCGACGCGGCGCCGAACCUCUCGGGCGACGCCGAGCUCGAGGGCGUGCUCACCCUCGACGAGCGCAUCGCGCUCCUCGAGGCGGAGCUCGCGCGCGAGAGCAGCGACAGCGACAGCGACGGUAGCGACGACGACAGCGACGACGACAGCGGCGACGUCCGGCCCAAGAAGGUCGCCCGGGGCGUCCUCGCCUCGCUCGUCGACGACCGCAUCCCGCCCCUGCCGGCCCAUUUAUUACCUCAGGCGCCGCCCAAGAAGCGGCACUUCGACGGGCCGCCGCAACGAACUAAACCGGGAACGCCCGACGCGGCCUUCGCGCGCGCGUCGCCGGCCCAGCUCCAGCAGGCGCACCGCCUGGUCGACGCCUGCGCGGCGUCGGAGAAGGUCAAGCGCGAGUUGUACUGCCGCCUGUGCGCGUUUCAAGGAACCGACCUCGCGGACCUCGAGCGCCACCGGCGGUCGGACCUCCACAUGGUCGCGACGCGCGUCUGGCGCGACCGGUCCUACUGCAAGUUAUGUCGGGUCCAGACGACGUCCCCCAAUGAAUUGGCCGUGCACCUGACGUGCAAGAAGCACAAGGAACGGCUCGCCGAGGUCGAAGGA